GCGGCCUCCACCGGUGUCAAGGACUAGCUGCGCCACCAGAAGAUGCGGCCCGACCCCGGCCGCCCGCGGCGCCCCCCGCCGCGGAUCGCUGACAGUAUGAAAAGCCCCCAGACGAUGCGUAGAAGGUUUCUGCAGCACUUGAUGCUCUUGUGGACAUUGCCGAUGGAAGAAUAGAUAUCCACGUCCUCAUGGCUAUUGCAGCAUUUGCUUCUGUGUUUAUGGGGAACUCAUUGGAGGGUGGCAUGCUUCUUGCCAUGUUCAGCUUGGCUCAUACCGCCGAAGAAUACUUUACGAGGAAGUCAAUGGUUGAUUGAGAGAACUGAAGGAAAACCAUCCAGAAUUUGCACUGUUAUUAGAAACGAGUGGAGACGAGUCAACACGGUUUUCUAAUUUAAGUCAUACCAAGGUUCCUGUGCAGGACCUUACAGUGGGUUCUCAUAUUUUGGUCAGAGCUGGUGAGGCUGUGCCUGUUGAUGGAGAAGUUUACCAAGGUUCAUCGACAGUCACAAUCGAACACCUCACUGGUGAAACGAAGCCUCUUGAAGGACGGUGGGGGAUGCUAUACCAGGUGGUGCUCGGAACCUGGAAGGAAUGAUGAUAGUACAGGUUUCUGCAGCACUUGAUGCUCUUGUGGACAUUGCCGAUGGAAGAAUAGAUAUCCACGUCCUCAUGGCUCUUGCAGCAUUUGCUUCUGUGUUUAUGGGGAACUCAUUGGAGGGUGGCCUGCUUCUUGCCAUGUUCAGCUUGGCUCAUACCGCCGAAGAAUACUUUAUGAGGAAGUCAAUGGUUGAUGUGAGAGAACUGAAGGAAAACCAUCCAGAAUUUGCACUGUUAUUAGAAACGAGUGGAGACGAGUCAACACGGUUUUCUAAUUUAAGUCAUACCAAGGUUCCUGUGCAGGACCUUACAGUGGGUUCUCAUAUUUUGGUCAGAGCUGGUGAGGCUGUGCCUGUUGAUGGAGAAGUUUACCAAGGUUCAUCGACAGUCACAAUCGAACACCUCACUGGUGAAACGAAGCCUCUUGAAAGGACGGUGGGGGAUGCUAUACCAGGUGGUGCUUGGAACCUGGAAGGAAUGAUGAUAGUACAGGUUGCCUUCUUUCUCUCUUCACUGAGGAGACUUUUUUUCUUUUACGUUUUGUUCUCUAGUCCCAGGAUAGCUCAUUUUUCUUAGCCGGUUUAUUUAAUGAUUUCAGUACGUUAAUACUCCACAAACACUAUUACAAUACAGCUGGUGGAACUCUUUAGUAGAUUUUAUUCGUUAUUUUUUAUCUGAGAA
Triticum dicoccoides is the source of this 1278-nucleotide messenger RNA. Its product is annotated as probable cadmium/zinc-transporting ATPase HMA1, chloroplastic. Bases 592 to 1173 code for a protein of 193 amino acids. The transcript is spliced from 7 exons. The record is from RefSeq and is a predicted model, not a curated record. Lineage: Eukaryota; Viridiplantae; Streptophyta; Magnoliopsida; Poales; Poaceae.